Peromyscus eremicus (cactus mouse) is the source of this 1196-nucleotide messenger RNA. RefSeq names its product NK2 homeobox 4 (gene Nkx2-4). Gene Ontology annotation, molecular function: RNA polymerase II cis-regulatory region sequence-specific DNA binding; DNA-binding transcription factor activity, RNA polymerase II-specific. NCBI's taxonomy places the organism in Eukaryota, Metazoa, Chordata, Mammalia, Rodentia, Cricetidae. Gene Ontology annotation, biological process: regulation of transcription by RNA polymerase II; cell differentiation. The record is from RefSeq and is a predicted model, not a curated record. Gene Ontology annotation, cellular component: nucleus. The transcript is spliced from 2 exons. Bases 13 to 1080 code for a protein of 355 amino acids.
GCCCGCCGAGCCAUGUCGUUGAGCCCCAAGCACACGACGCCCUUCUCCGUGUCCGACAUCCUGAGCCCCAUCGAGGAGACCUACAAGAAGUUCGGCGGCCUCAUGGACGGCGCGCCGCCCGGCCUGGGGACGCCCCUGGGGGCCGCCGCCUACCGCGCGCCGCCGCCCGGCCCCUCCUCGCAGGCGGCGGCCGUGGCGGGCAUGCAGCCGCCCCACGCCAUGGCCGGACACAACGCGGCGGCGGCGGCGGCGGCGGCGGCAGCGGCGGCGGCGGCGGCCGCUACCUACCACAUGCCGCCCGGCGUCUCGCAGUUCCCGCACGGCGCCAUGGGCAGCUACUGUAACGGCGGCCUGGGCAACAUGGGCGAGCUGCCCACAGCCUACACGGACGGCAUGCGGGGCGGCGCGGCGGCCGCGGCCACCGGCUGGUACGGCGCCAACACGGACCCGCGCUACUCGUCAAUCUCCAGGUUCAUGGGGCCGUCGGCGGGCGUGAACGUGGCCGGCAUGGGUUCGCUGACCGGCAUCGCGGACGCCGCCAAGUCGUUAGCGCCCCUGCACGCGGCCGCGCCGCGAAGGAAGCGCCGGGUGCUCUUCUCGCAAGCGCAGGUCUACGAGCUGGAGCGGCGCUUCAAGCAGCAGAAGUACCUGUCGGCGCCCGAGCGCGAGCACCUGGCCAGCAUGAUCCACCUGACGCCCACGCAGGUCAAGAUCUGGUUCCAGAACCAUCGCUACAAGAUGAAGCGGCAGGCCAAGGACAAGGCGGCGCAGCAGCUGCAACAGGAGGGCGGCCUGGGACCCCCGCCGCCGCCGCCGCCGCCGCCCUCGCCUCGCCGCGUCGCCGUACCCGUGCUAGUGAAGGACGGCAAGCCGUGCCAGAACGGCGCGGGCACCCCGACGCCUGGCCAGGGAAGCCAGCAGCCGCAGGCCUCGACGCCCGCGCAGGAGCUGGAGGAGCUGUCGCCCAGUCCGCCCGCGCUGCACGGUCCCGGGGGCGGUUUAGCGGCCCUGGACGCUGCCACCGGGGACUAUGGUGGAGGAGUGCUCGGCGCCAACCUGCUCUAUGGCAGGACGUGGUGAUGGGCCCCCCGGGGUCCGCCUGCAAGAUUCGCAGGAUCUGCCAAGAAACUACAAGAACGGAUGGGGAAAAUGUACAGAAGCUGAGCUUUUAGUGCAUGGAGAUAAGAACGAAUGAG